GACUACCCUUGGCAACAGCGAAGCUCUGCGGUCCCGCGGUCGGGCUAGGGGUUUGAGCCAAGCUCCUCUCUUCCCUUCACUUCCCUCCGGACUGGUUUCUUCUUCCUUCCUCCUACCGCCAACUUCCCUCCACCCCUUCCAAUCAUGGCGAACGGGACUGCGGACGUUCGGAAGCUCUUCAUCUUCACUACUACCCAGAAUUACUUCGGGCUGAUGUCUGAACUCUGGGAUCAGCCACUGUUGUGCAACUGUCUUGAAAUCAACAACUUCUUGGAUGACGGUAACCAGAUGCUCCUCAGGGUGCAGCGAUCCGACGCCGGAAUCUCCUUUUCCAACACGAUUGAGUUUGGUGACACCAAAGAUAAAGUGCUGGUGUUUUUCAAGCUGCGACCUGAAGUAAUUACCGAUGAGAAUCUACAUGAUAACAUUCUUGUUUCAUCUAUGUUAGAGUCACCUAUUAGUUCUCUUUACCAAGCAGUACGGCAAGUAUUCGCACCAAUGUUGUUAAAGGAUCAGGAAUGGAGCAGAAAUUUUGAUCCCAAACUGCAGAAUCUUUUGAGUGAACUAGAAGCUGGGUUGGGUAUAGUUCUACGAAGAUCAGACACUAACUUAACAAAAUUGAAAUUUAAGGAAGAUGACACACGAGGUAUCCUUACACCAAGUGAUGAAUUCCAGUUUUGGAUAGAACAAGCUCACCGUGGAAAUAAACAGAUUAGUAAAGAAAGAGCCAAUUAUUUUAAAGAAUUAUUUGAAACAAUUGCAAGAGAGUUUUAUAACUUGGACAGUCUAUCCUUACUAGAAGUUGUCGACUUGGUGGAGACUACUCAGGAUGUUGUAGAUGAUGUGUGGAGACAAACAGAACAUGAUCAUUAUCCUGAGUCACGAAUGUUGCAUCUCUUAGACAUCAUAGGUGGUUCAUUUGGAAGGUUUGUUCAGAAAAAGUUGGGAACUUUGAACCUAUGGAAAGAUCCUUAUCAUCUUGUGAAAGAAAAUCUGAAAGCGGGCAUUUCAAUUUGUGAACAGUGGGUGAUAGUCUGUAAUCAUCUAACAGGUCAGGUGUGGCAGCGCUAUGUUCCUCAUCCGUGGAAAAAUGAAAAAUAUUUUCCAGAAACACUUGACAAACUUGGCAAACGCCUUGAAGAGGUCUUGGCUGUUAGAACAAUUCAUGAGAAGCUUCUCUAUUUUUUACCUGCCAGUGAAGAGAAAAUCAUAUGCCUCACUCGAGUAUUUGAACCUUUUACUGGCCUAAAUCCUGUGCAAUAUAAUCCAUAUACUGAGCCCUUGUGGAAAGCUGCAGUGUCUCAAUAUGAAAAGAUUAUUGCACCUGCGGAACAAAAAAUAGCAGGAAAAUUGAAAAGUUAUAUUUCAGAAAUUCAAGACAGUCCACAGCAGCUUCUUCAAGCAUUCUUGAAAUAUAAAGAGUUGGUAAAGCGUCCAACUAUAAGCAAAGAAUUGAUAUUAGAAAGAGAAACUUUACUGGCAAGACUUGUGGACUCAAUUAAAGAUUUUCGAUCAGACUUUGAGACUCGGUGCCGAGGAAUUCCUGGUGAUGCAUCUGGACCACUUUCUGGCAAAAAUCUUUCAGAAGUUGUCAACAAUAUAGUUUGGGUUCGCCAGUUGGAAUUGAAGGUCGAUGAUACUAUCAAGAUUGCAGAGGCUCUUUUAUCUGACUUGUCAGGAUUUCGAUGUUUCCAUCGAAAUGCUGAAGAUCUCUUAGACCAGCUUAAACUAUAUGAACAAGAACAGUUUGAUGAUUGGUCCAGGGAUAUUCAAUCAGGUUUAUCUGAUUCCAGAUCUGGUUUGUGUAUUGAGGCUAGUAGUCGAAUUAUGGAAUUGGAUUCUAAUGAUGGAUCACUAAAAGUGCAUUAUUCAGAUCGUUUGGUGAUUCUUCUGAGAGAAGUUCGUCAGCUCUCUGCACUUGGCUUUGUUAUUCCUGCCAAAAUACAGCAAGUUGCAAACAUUGCGCAGAAAUUCUGCAAGCAAGCAAUUAUUCUUAAACAAGUGGCACAUUUUUAUAAUUCUAUUGAUCAACAAAUGAUUCAAAGUCAGAGGCCGAUGAUGUUACAAUCUGCCUUAGCAUUUGAACAGAUAAUUAAGAAUUCAAAAACAGGAAGUGGAGGGAAAUCACAGAUUACUUGGGAUAAUCCUAAAGAAUUAGAAGGCUAUAUCCAAAAACUCCAAAAUGCUGCUGAACGGCUUGCCACUGAAAAUAGAAAACUGAGAAAAUGGCACACUACAUUUUGUGAAAAGGUGGUUGUUCUUAUGAACAUUGAUCUGCUUCGGCAGCAGCAGCGUUGGAAAGACGGAUUACAAGAAUUGAGAACUGGCUUAGCAACUGUAGAAGCACAGGGAUUCCAAGCAAGUGACAUGCAUGCAUGGAAACAACACUGGAAUCAUCAACUGUACAAAGCUCUGGAGCAUCAGUACCAGAUGGGCUUAGAAGCACUUAAUGAGAAUUUGCCAGAAAUAAAUAUAGACUUAACUUACAAACAGGGACGAUUACAAUUCAGGCCCCCUUUUGAAGAAAUCCGGGCUAAAUAUUAUAGAGAAAUGAAGAGAUUCAUCGGCAUUCCGAAUCAGUUUAAGGGAGUGGGUGAGGCAGGAGACGAAUCUAUUUUUUCUAUUAUGAUUGAUAGAAAUGCAAGUGGAUUUUUGACAAUUUUCAGCAAAGCAGAAGAUCUGUUUAGAAGAUUGUCAGCUGUUUUACACCAACAUAAGGAAUGGAUUGUAAUUGGACAAGUUGAUAUGGAAGCUCUGGUGGAAAAGCAUCUUUUUACUGUACAUGAUUGGGAGAAAAAUUUUAAAGCAUUAAAAAUAAAAGGGAAAGAAGUAGAACGACUUCCAAGUGUUGUCAAGGUAGAUUGUUUAAAUAUUAACUGCAACCCUGUGAAGACUGUGAUUGAUGAUCUCAUCCAGAAGUUAUUUGAUCUGCUUGUUCUUUCUUUGAAGAAGUCCAUACAGGCUCAUUUACAUGAAAUUGACACAUUUGUUACUGAGGCUAUGGAAGUCUUAACAAUUAUGCCCCAGUCUGUGGAAGAAAUUGGUGAUGCAAAUCUACGAUAUAGUAAGUUACAAGAACGGAAGCCAGAGAUUUUGCCCUUAUUUCAAGAAGCGGAAGACAAAAAUAGACUUCUACGAACUGUGGCUGGUGGAGGUUUAGAAACAAUUAGUAAUUUGAAAGCUAAGUGGGAUAAAUUUGAGUUAAUGAUGGAAAGUCACCAACUUAUGAUUAAAGACCAGAUUGAAGUGAUGAAAGGAAAUGUGAAAUCACGUCUUCAGAUCUAUUAUCAAGAACUGGAAAAAUUUAAAGCUCGUUGGGACCAGCUAAAGCCUGGUGAUGAUAUUAUUGAAACUGGCCAACAUAAUACUCUUGAUAGAAGUGCAAAGUUAAUAAAAGAGAAAAAAAUUGAGUUUGACGAGCUUGAAGUCACAAGAAAAAAGCUGGUUGAUGAUUGCCAUCAUUUUAGACUAGAAGAGCCUAAUUUCUCCCUGGCAAGUAGCAUCUCUAAAGAUAUUGAGAGCUGUGCACAAAUUUGGGCCUUUUAUGAAGAGUUUCAACAAGGAUUUCAGGAAAUGGCCAAUGAAGACUGGAUCACUUUUCGGACUAAGACAUACUUGUUUGAGGAAUUUUUGAUGAACUGGCAUGACAGGUUAAGGAAGGUUGAAGAACAUUCAGUGAUGACAGUGAAAUUACAAUCAGAGGUUGACAAAUAUAAAAUCGUAAUUCCUAUCUUGAAAUAUGUGAGAGGGGAGCAUCUUUCUCCAGAUCACUGGCUUGACCUUUUUCGUCUCCUUGGACUUCCUAGGGGGACUAGUCUAGAGAAACUACUGUUUGGUGAUUUGCUCAGAGUAGCUGAUACAAUUGUAGCCAAAGCUGCGGACCUUAAAGAUUUAAAUAGUCGGGCACAAGGUGAAGUUACAAUCAGAGAAGCUUUACGUGAACUUGAUCUUUGGGGAGUUGGAGCAGUGUUUACAUUAAUUGAUUAUGAAGACAGCCAAAGUCGAACUAUGAAGCUGAUUAAAGACUGGAAAGAUAUAGUAAAUCAGGUUGGAGAUAAUAGAUGCCUUCUUCAAUCCUUGAAGGAUUCUCCUUAUUAUAAAGGAUUUGAAGAUAAAGUAUCAAUUUGGGAAAGAAAACUUGCAGAGUUAGAUGAAUACCUGCAGAAUUUAAAUCAUAUUCAGAGAAAGUGGGUGUAUUUGGAACCCAUUUUCGGUCGUGGAGCAUUGCCAAAAGAACAGACACGCUUCAACAGAGUUGAUGAAGAUUUUAGAUCAAUAAUGACUGAUAUCAAGAAAGACAAUAGAGUCACAACAUUAACUACUCAUGCUGGAAUCAGAAAUUCUCUACUAACAAUACUUGAUCAGCUUCAAAGAUGUCAGAAAUCAUUAAAUGAAUUUUUGGAGGAAAAACGCUCAGCAUUCCCAAGAUUUUAUUUUAUUGGUGAUGAUGACUUAUUAGAAAUACUGGGCCAGUCUACUAACCCAUCAGUGAUUCAGUCUCACCUUAAGAAACUUUUUGCUGGUAUUAACAGUGUUUGCUUUGAUGAGGAAUCAAAACAUAUAACUGCAAUGAAAUCUUUAGAGGGAGAAGUUGUACCUUUUAAAAAUAAAGUUCUUCUAUCAAAUAAUGUAGAGACAUGGUUGAAUGAUUUGGCCUUGGAAAUGAAGAAAACUUUGGAACAGUUGUUGAAGGAAUGUGUUACUACUGGGCGAAGUUCUCAAGGUGCAGUUGACCCAUCUCUGUUCCCUUCACAGAUUUUAUGCUUGGCGGAGCAGAUUAAAUUCACUGAAGAUGUAGAAAAUGCCAUUAAAGAUCAUAGUCUUCAUCAGAUUGAAACACAACUGGUGAAUAAGUUAGAACAAUACACUAACAUUGAUACAAGUUCUGAGGAUCCAGGGAAUACUGAAUCGGGCAUCCUGGAGCUUAAACUUAAAGCCCUAAUUCUUGACAUUAUCCAUAAUAUUGAUGUGGUAAAGCAGUUAAACCAAAUUCAAGUUCAUACAACUGAGGACUGGGCCUGGAAAAAACAACUUAGAUUCUAUAUGAAAAGUGAUCAUACAUGUUGUGUUCAAAUGGUGGAUUCUGAAUUUCAGUAUACUUAUGAAUAUCAGGGUAAUGCUUCCAAACUGGUUUAUACUCCAUUGACAGACAAGUGCUACUUAACACUCACUCAAGCUAUGAAGAUGGGACUUGGAGGAAAUCCUUAUGGACCAGCUGGAACUGGGAAAACGGAGUCAGUAAAGGCUUUAGGUGGACUUCUUGGAAGACAAGUUUUAGUCUUUAAUUGUGAUGAGGGCAUCGAUGUGAAGUCAAUGGGACGAAUAUUUGUUGGUUUGGUGAAGUGCGGGGCCUGGGGUUGUUUUGAUGAAUUUAAUAGGCUGGAAGAAUCUGUACUGUCAGCCGUUUCUAUGCAAAUCCAGACAAUUCAAGAUGCUUUGAAGAAUCAUAGAACUGUAUGUGAACUGCUUGGCAAGGAGGUAGAAGUAAAUUCGAAUUCUGGAAUUUUUAUCACUAUGAAUCCUGCUGGAAAAGGUUAUGGAGGAAGACAAAAACUGCCUGAUAAUCUUAAACAGCUUUUCAGGCCUGUAGCUAUGUCUCGUCCAGACAAUGAGCUUAUUGCAGAAGUUAUUCUCUAUUCGGAAGGCUUUAAAGAUGCUAAAGUAUUGGGCAGAAAAUUGGUAGCUAUUUUCAAUCUAUCUAGGGAACUUUUGACACCUCAGCAACAUUAUGAUUGGGGUUUGAGAGCUUUGAAGACAGUCCUGAGAGGAAGUGGAAAUCUUCUUAGACAGCUAAAGAAAAGUGGCACUACACAGAAUGCUAAUGAAAGUCAUAUUGUGGUACAAGCACUGAGGCUUAAUACAAUGUCAAAGUUUACGUUUACUGAUUGCACCCGGUUUGAUGCACUGAUUAAAGAUGUCUUUCCUGGAAUUGAAUUGAAAGAAGUGGAAUAUGAUGAACUAAGUGCUGCAUUAAAGCAGGUCUUUGAAGAGGCCAAUUAUGAAAUUAUACCCAAUCAGAUCAAAAAGGCUUUAGAAUUGUAUGAACAGUUAUGCCAGAGGAUGGGAGUUGUUAUUGUUGGUCCAAGUGGUGCUGGAAAAUCAACCCUUUGGAGAAUGUUAAGGGCCGCACUUUGUAAAAUUGGCAAAGUAGUGAAACAAUAUACUAUGAAUCCCAAAGCUAUGCCUCGAUAUCAAUUAUUAGGCCAUAUUGACAUGGACACAAGAGAAUGGUCUGAUGGUGUUUUGACAAAUAGUGCUCGUCAAGUGGUUCGAGAACCUCAAGAUGUCAGCUCAUGGAUAAUCUGUGAUGGUGAUAUUGACCCUGAAUGGAUAGAGUCUCUGAAUUCUGUUCUGGAUGACAAUCGACUACUCACUAUGCCCAGUGGAGAAAGGAUUCAGUUUGGCCCAAAUGUUAACUUUGUGUUUGAAACUCAUGAUUUAAGUUGUGCCUCACCAGCCACAAUAUCUAGAAUGGGAAUGAUCUUUCUUAGUGAUGAAGAGACAGAUCUUAAUUCUCUGAUAAAAUCUUGGUUGAGGAAUCAGCCUGCCGAAUAUAGAAAUAGUCUUGAAAAUUGGAUUGGAGAUUAUUUUGAAAAGGCUUUACAAUGGGUUUUAAAGCAGAACGACUAUGUGGUAGAAACAAGUUUGGUUGGGACUGUGAUGAAUGGUUUGUCACAUCUACAUGGUUGCAGAGAUCAUGACGAAUUUAUUAUUAAUCUCAUAAGGGGACUUGGUGGAAAUCUGAAUAUGAAAUCACGUUUGGAAUUUACCAAAGAGGUUUUUCACUGGGCACGAGAAUCUCCUCCAGACUUUCACAAACCAAUGGAUACCUACUAUGACUCUACCAGAGGUCGAUUAGCAACAUAUGCGCUUAAGAAGCCAGAAAACUUGACUGCUGAUGAUUUCAGUAAUGGCUUAACUCUUCCAGUCAUUCAGACUCCUGACAUGCAACGAAGUCUAGAUUAUUUCAAACCAUGGUUAAGUUCUGAUGCUAAACAGCCCUUUAUUCUGGUAGGACCAGAAGGAUGUGGCAAAGGGAUGCUGCUCAGGUAUGCAUUUUCACAACUCCGAUCCACUCAAAUUGCUACAGUUCAUUGUAGCGCACAAACCACUUCUCGACAUCUCCUGCAGAAACUGAGCCAGACUUGUAUGGUAAUCAGUACUAAUACUGGUCGUGUAUACAGACCAAAAGACUGUGAAAGACUUGUUCUGUACUUAAAAGAUAUCAACCUACCCAAACUUGAUAAAUGGGGGACCAGUACUUUGGUAGCUUUCCUACAACAGGUAUUGACAUAUCAAGGAUUUUAUGAUGAAAAUUUGGAAUGGGUUGGUCUAGAAAAUAUUCAAAUUGUGGCUUCUAUGUCAGCUGGAGGAAGACUGGGAAGACAUAAACUUACUACCAGAUUUACUUCCAUUGUUCGUCUUUGUUCUAUAGAUUACCCAGAAAGAGAGCAGUUACAAACGAUUUAUGGAGCAUAUUUGGAACCAGUUCUACAUAAAAAUCUGAAGAAUCAUUCUAUUUGGGGUUCUUCAUCAAAAAUUAAUCUUUUAGCAGGAUCUAUGGUACAAGUGUAUGAACAGGUGCGAGCCAAAUUUACAGUUGAUGAUUAUAGUCACUAUUUCUUUACUCCUUGCAUUCUUACCCAAUGGGUUCUUGGCUUAUUUAGAUAUGAUUUAGAAGGAGGAUCCUCAAACCAUCCACUAGAUUAUGUGUUAGAAAUUGUAGCAUAUGAAGCGCGGCGCUUAUUUCGUGACAAAAUUGUUGGUGCAAAGGAACUUCAUUUAUUUGACAUCAUUUUAACAUCAGUGUUUCAAGGAGAUUGGGGCUCAGACGUAUUAGACAAUAUGUCAGAUAGUUUCUAUGUUACAUGGGGAGCUCGGCAUAAUUCAGGAGCAAGGGCAGCCCCAGGACAACCAUUACCUCCACAUGGAAAACCACUUGGAAAACUAAACUCUACUGAUCUCAAGGAUGUUAUUAAAAAGGGUCUUAUUCAUUAUGGACGAGAUAACCAGAAUUUAGACAUUUUACUCUUCCACGAAGUCUUGGAGUAUAUGUCUAGGAUAGAUAGAGUGCUGAGUUUCCCUGGGGGUUCACUUCUAUUAGCAGGACGCAGUGGUGUAGGUCGUCGGACCAUCACUUCUUUAGUCAGUCACAUGCAUGGAGCGGUCCUGUUUUCUCCAAAGAUUUCCAGAGGAUAUGAACUGAAGCAGUUCAAAAAUGAUCUCAAACAUGUGCUGCAUCUUGCAGGAAUUGAAGCACAACAAGUAGUUUUACUUCUUGAGGAUUACCAGUUUGUACAUCCUACGUUUUUGGAGAUGAUCAAUAGCCUUUUAUCCUCUGGUGAAGUUCCUGGACUCUAUACUCUUGAAGAAUUGGAGCCUUUGCUGUUACCACUUAAAGAUCAAGCUUCACAAGAUGGUUUUUUCGGACCAGUCUUCAAUUACUUCACAUAUAGAAUUCAGCAAAACCUGCAUAUUGUCUUGAUAAUGGAUUCUGCAAAUUCAAACUUCAUGAUAAACUGUGAGAGUAAUCCAGCUUUGCAUAAGAAAUGCCAGGUGUUGUGGAUGGAGGGUUGGUCUGAUAGCAGUAUGAAGAAAAUACCUGAAAUGUUACUCAGUGAAACAGGUGGUGAAGAAAAAUACAAUGACAAAAAACGAAAAGAAGAAAAGAAAAAAAAUUCAGUUGAUCCUGAUUUUCUAAAAUCAUUUUUAUUAAUCCAUGAAUCUUGUAAAGCAUAUGGUGCUACACCAAGCCGAUAUAUGACCUUUUUACAUGUGUAUUCUGCCAUUAGUAGCAGCAAGAAAAAGGAAUUAUUAAAAAGACAAAGUCAUUUGCAGGCUGGUGUAUCUAAACUAAAUGAAGCUAAAGCUCUUGUGGAUGAACUGAACAGAAAAGCUGGAGAACAAAGUGUAUUACUUAAAACUAAGCAAGAUGAAGCAGAUGCUGCCCUUCAAAUGAUCACAGUGUCAAUGCAGGAUGCUAGCGAGCAAAAAACAGAACUUGAAAGACUGAAGCACAGAAUAGCAGAAGAAGUUGUUAAAAUUGAAGAAAGAAAAAAUAAAAUUGAUGAUGAAUUAAAAGAAGUACAACCUUUAGUCAAUGAAGCUAAACUAGCAGUUGGAAACAUUAAGCCAGAGUCACUUUCAGAAAUCCGCUCACUACGCAUGCCACCUGAUGUAAUUAGAGACAUUCUUGAAGGAGUUUUAAGGUUGAUGGGUAUCUUUGAUACAUCUUGGGUGAGCAUGAAAAGUUUCCUUGCAAAAAGAGGUGUAAGAGAAGACAUAGCAACCUUUGAUGCCCGAAAUAUUUCAAAGGAAAUAAGAGAGAGUGUUGAAGAACUUCUUUAUAAAAAUAAAGGAUCUUUUGAUCCAAAGAACGCUAAGCGUGCCAGUACUGCAGCUGCACCUUUGGCUGCCUGGGUGAAAGCCAAUAUCCAGUAUUCCCAUGUCUUGGAACGAAUUCAGCCUUUGGAAACUGAACAGGCAGGAUUAGAAUCGAAUCUGAAGAAAACUGAAGACAGAAAAAGGAAACUAGAGGACCUCCUUAAUUCUGUUGGUCAAAAGGUAUCAGAACUCAAAGAAAAAUUUCAGAGCAGGACUUCAGAAGCUGCAAAACUUGAAGCUGAAGUAAGCAAAGCACAAGAAACAAUCAAAGCUGCAGAAGUCUUAAUUAAUCAGCUUGAUAGAGAACAUAAGAGAUGGAAUGCACAGGUUGUAGAGAUAACAGAGGAAUUAGCUACUCUUCCUAAAAGAGCUCAACUUGCUGCUGCAUUUAUUACAUAUCUUUCUGCUGCUCCUGAGUCUCUGAGAAAAACCUGUUUGGGAGAAUGGACCAAGUCAGCUGGUCUUGAGAAAUUUGAUCUGAGGAGAUUUCUUUGUACUGAAAGUGAGCAGUUAAUUUGGAAAAGUGAAGGCCUACCAUCAGAUGACCUUUCCAUAGAAAAUGCUCUUGUAAUAUUACAGAUCAUUGGUUUGAAAUCAUGGAGUCGAGUGUGCCCAUUUCUUAUAGAUCCUUCUUCCCAAGCUACAGAGUGGUUAAAAACACAUUUGAAAGACUCACGUUUAGAAGUUAUCAAUCAGCAGUUAUUGAGACGAGAUCUGGUUGCUCAAGGACCACGUUAUGUGGUACAAAUAGGUGACAAAAUAAUUGACUACAAUGAAGAAUUCCGCCUCUUUUUGUCAACAAGAAACCCAAAUCCUUUUAUUCCACCGGAUGCAGCUUCCAUUGUUACUGAGGUUAACUUUACUACAACAAGAAGUGGAUUACGAGGGCAGCUUUUAGCUUUAACCAUUCAGCAUGAGAAACCUGAUUUAGAAGAACAGAAAACAAAACUAUUACAACAGGAAGAAGAUAAGAAAAUACAGCUAGCAAAGCUCGAAGAAUCUCUUCUAGAGACACUUGCCACAUCUCAAGGCAAUAUUUUGGAAAAUAAGGAUUUGAUUGAGUCUUUGAAUCAGACAAAAGCAAGCAGUGCACUUAUUCAAGAGUCACUUAAAGAAUCUUACAAACUCCAAAUUUCCCUUGAUCAAGAACGGGAUGCAUAUCUCCCCCUGGCUGAGAGUGCCAGCAAGAUGUACUUCAUUAUUUCUGAUUUGUCCAAAAUUAAUAACAUGUACCGUUUUAGUUUGGCUGCUUUUCUCCGACUUUUCCAACGAGCUCUACAAAACAAACAGGAUUCUGAAAAUACAGAACAGAGAAUCCAGUCACUUAUCAGCUCAUUAAAACAUAUGGUAUAUGAAUAUAUAUGUCGUUGUCUAUUUAAGGCUGAUCAGUUGAUGUUCGCUUUGCAUUUUGUUCGAGGCAUGCAUCCUGAACUUUUUCAAGAAAAUGAAUGGGAUACGUUUACAGGUGUGGUUGUUGGAGACAUGUUACGUAAAGCUGACUCUCAACAAAAAAUACGUGAUCAGCUUCCGUCUUGGAUAGAUCAGGAACGAAGCUGGGCCGUGGCAACAUUAAAGAUUGCUCUCCCCAGUCUUUAUCAGACCCUCUGCUUUGAAGAUGCAGCUCUGUGGCGUACUUAUUAUCAUAAUUCAAUGUGUGAGCAAGAGUUUCCAUCUAUUCUUGCAAAGAAAGUUUCCUUAUUUCAGCAGAUUCUCGUAGUACAGGCGCUAAGACCGGACAGAUUGCAAAGUGCCAUGGCUCUUUUUGCAUGUAAAACUCUGGGACUGAAAGAGGUGUCCCCACUGCCUCUAAAUCUCAAACGUUUAUACAAAGAGACACUGGAAAUUGAACCCAUCUUGAUAAUUAUUUCUCCGGGUGCCGAUCCUUCUCAGGAACUUCAAGAACUUGCUAAUACUGAAAGAAGCGGCGAGUGUUAUCACCAGGUUGCCAUGGGUCAAGGUCAAGCUGAUUUAGCAAUUCAAAUGCUAAAAGAAUGUGCCCGCAAUGGAGACUGGCUCUGUUUGAAGAACUUACAUCUUGUGGUAUCUUGGCUGCCAGUUCUGGAAAAGGAAUUGAAUACUCUUCAACCUAAAGAUACCUUUCGUCUUUGGCUCACUGCAGAAGUUCAUCCCAACUUUACUCCUAUUUUACUACAGUCAAGUUUGAAAAUAACAUAUGAGUCACCUCCAGGUUUAAAGAAGAAUUUAAUGCGUACUUACGAGUCUUGGACUCCUGAGCAAAUUAGCAAAAAAGAUAAUAUACAUCGAGCUCAUGCUCUCUUCAGUCUUGCAUGGUUUCAUGCUGCAUGUCAAGAAAGAAGAAAUUAUAUUCCUCAGGGUUGGACCAAGUUUUAUGAAUUUUCUUUAUCAGAUCUUCGGGCUGGGUACAACAUUAUUGACAGACUUUUUGAUGGUGCCAAAGAUAUACAAUGGGAAUUUGUACAUGGUUUACUUGAAAAUGCUAUUUAUGGAGGACGUAUAGAUAACUAUUUUGACCUUAGAGUUCUUCAGUCAUACCUGAAGCAGUUUUUUAAUUCUUCAGUUAUUGAUGUAUUCAACCAAAGGAACAAGAAAAGCAUUUUUCCAUAUUCCGUAUCUCUACCACAAUCCUGCAGCAUUUUGGACUAUCGCGCUGUCAUUGAGAAACUUCCAGAGGACGACAAACCUAGUUUCUUUGGUCUGCCUGCCAAUAUUGCUCGCUCAUCUCAGCGCAUGAUCAGUUCUCAGGUUAUUUCACAGUUGAGGAUUUUGGGCAGAUCCGUAACAGCUGGUUCCAAAUUUGAUAGAGAAAUCUGGUCUAAUGAACUUUCUCCUGUCCUCAAUCUCUGGAAGAAACUAAACCAGAAUUCAAACCUGAUACAUCAGAAAGUGCCUCCUCCUAAUGAUCGACAAGGAUCUCCAAUAUUGUCAUUCAUCAUUCUUGAACAAUUUAAUACUAUUCGUUUAGUACAAAGUGUUCACCAGUCUCUUGCUGCUCUCAGCAAAGUCAUCAGAGGAACUACUUUAUUGAGUUCAGAAGUACAAAAAUUGGCAAGUGCUUUAUUAAACCAAAAGUGUCCUCUCGCAUGGCAGAGCAAGUGGGAAGGCCCAGAAGAUCCCUUACAAUACCUGAGGGGUCUUGUUGCCCGUGCCCUUGCAAUACAGAACUGGGUAGAUAAAGCUGAAAAACAGGCUCUUCUCUCUGAAACGCUUGACCUAUCAGAACUUUUCCAUCCAGACACAUUUCUUAAUGCGCUUCGCCAGGAAACUGCAAGAGCAGUGGGUCGUUCUGUGGAUAGCCUUAAAUUUGUAGCCUCAUGGAAAGGUCGACUACCAGAAGCAAAGCUACAAAUUAAGAUCAGUGGCUUGUUACUAGAAGGAUGUAGUUUUGAUGGAAAUCAACUUUCUGAAAAUCAGCUUGAUUCUCCUAGCGUGUCAUCAGUGCUCCCUUGUUUUAUGGGCUGGAUUCCACAGGAUGCAUGUGGUCCAUAUUCCCCGGAUGAGUGCAUCUCUUUGCCUGUUUACACAAGUGCUGAAAGGGAUCGUGUGGUUACCAAUAUUGAUGUUCCAUGUGGGGGCAACCAAGACCAGUGGAUUCAGUGUGGAGCAGCUCUAUUCCUAAAAACUCAGUAGAAUCUAAUGACAACAAAAGCCGUCUUCACAAAAGGGAACACUGAUUCUUUAAGCUUUAAAUCAAACAUGUGGUCAGUCUACAUUUGAAAUGUUAGUUCAAAAUAUUAACAUAUAGUUACCUUACAAUAUUGAUCUCAUUGAAAUUUCAAUGUGUAAAAGCAGCACUGUGCAUCUUUUAAAGUAAUUAAUGGAGUUAUUGUUAAAACAGAGUAUUCUUUUGAUAACAUUAAAUAUUUCUGUGAGGAACUUCACUUUUCCAGUGGCUCAAAAAUUUGUUUUAGGUCAGAGAUUUUAAGUGGUAUAUUAAAGUAAUCCAUAAUAAAUAUUUUGGCUGUCAUUUGUGUCAUAAUUAUUUAAUAAAAUAUAAGAGCAUUCAUAAUUUU
Mandrillus leucophaeus (drill) is the source of this 13376-nucleotide messenger RNA. It is a transcript of the gene DYNC2H1, whose product is annotated as dynein, cytoplasmic 2, heavy chain 1. Gene Ontology annotation, biological process: microtubule-based movement. The record is from RefSeq and is a predicted model, not a curated record. Gene Ontology annotation, cellular component: dynein complex. The coding region runs from base 145 to 12993 and encodes 4282 amino acids. The transcript has 90 exons. Lineage: Eukaryota; Metazoa; Chordata; Mammalia; Primates; Cercopithecidae. Gene Ontology annotation, molecular function: minus-end-directed microtubule motor activity; ATP hydrolysis activity; dynein intermediate chain binding.